Molecule: messenger RNA, 1123 nt
Organism: Phoenix dactylifera (date palm)
Lineage: Eukaryota; Viridiplantae; Streptophyta; Magnoliopsida; Arecales; Arecaceae
Product: gamma-glutamyl peptidase 3-like
Cellular component (GO): cytosol
Source: RefSeq, a predicted model, not a curated record
ACUCCUUCGUCCGAGCCAUCUCCAAUACUCUUCCUUCAAAGCUCUUCUGUUCUCCAGAGAAACCAUGGAGGCCAGCGGCAAGAAGCGAUAUGCCCUCCUCCUCGCUGCUAAAGACUCGGCCUAUGUGAAGAAGAUCUAUGGAGGCUACUUCAAUGUCUUCGUGGAGGCAUUUGGUGAUGAAGGUGAGACAUGGGACAUUUACAGAGUGAUAGAUGGUGAAUUCCCCGGCGUGAAGGAGCUCGAUGGCUACGAUGGUUUCGUUAUCAGCGGUAGCCCUCAUGAUGCCUAUGGCAAUGAUCCCUGGAUCCUGAGGCUCUGCUUCCUACUCCAGACCUUGGAUGCCAUGCAAAAGAGAGUCCUUGGCAUCUGCUUCGGCCACCAAGUGCUGUGCCGGGCAUUGGGAGGCCGAGUAGGAAAGGCUUAUGGGGGAUGGGACAUUGGAGUUAGGAAGGUGAGCAUGAUGGAAGACUUGUCGCAGUACAAAUUCCUGCAAGGUCUUGAAGAGUUUCCUCACAGUGCUCUAAUCAUCGAGUGCCAUCAAGAUGAGGUGUGGGAGGUGCCGUCGGGGGCCGAGGUGCUCGCCUUCUCGGAGAGGACCGGCGUAGAAAUGUUUGCAAUUGGAGACCAUGUCCUGGGAAUACAAGGGCACCCGGAGUACACCAAAGAUAUCUUGCACAAUCUUAUAGAUCAGCUUGCAAACAGGAGCACCAUUGAUAGAGGCUUUGCUGAUGAUACCAAAAGCAGAUUGGAGGGAGCUGAACCUGACAGGGGCUUUUGGGAGAAGGUCUGCAAGGGAUUUCUCAAGGGAAGACAAAGCCACUGAUCUAAAGCUUUUCGGUGGUGACACUGUCAUCUUUAAUUGCUCAAAACAAAAAAAAAGAUACAAAGAUUGUUGUUUCUCUUCUAACAGGUCCUGUUUUGGUAUCUGUAAUCAGAAAGAGAAUUGGCAACAUAGAAUGCAUGCUAGCCUCUUUGUAACAUCAAUCUGUGCCCUUCUUUGUUUGGGAUUACCGUCUGUCCCUUUGAAUAGUAGUUGAUUAUAAGGUAACAAACCUUUUUUUCCUAGCAAAAUGGUGGGGAUCCAUCAAAAAAAAAAAAAAAGAAGAAAAUAUCUAUUAGUUGA